This is a messenger RNA of Durio zibethinus, 2648 nucleotides long. The record is from RefSeq and is a predicted model, not a curated record. Lineage: Eukaryota; Viridiplantae; Streptophyta; Magnoliopsida; Malvales; Malvaceae.
UUGUUUCAUUAAUUUAUGGGUUUGGAAGUGUCUUUUUUUUGUUGUGAUUUUCUGCUUCAAUUUUGCUUUUUUCUUUUUAUUUUUUUUGUUUCUUGUUUCAGUGUGCAAUGAACUUUGAAAGGGUCUUUUGGUUUUUGAAAAAAAAAAAAAGAAAAAAACUAACGUAAUUGAUGGUGGAGGAUGAGGAGUGGUGAUAUUUUUUGCUUUACUUGUGAUUAUAAUUUGAGAGAUUAGAACUUAAAAAAAGUGGGAAGGAUUAGUUUACUGGUCUUAACUCUUAAGUUAUUGUAACCAUCAUGAUUACUUUCUUAGUUUCUUUAGCUCUUCUUUGGUUGCUAAGAGAAGAAAGAGCUCCAGUAGAAUUUACAGCAUGUUGAGUCUUACUGUCACUUUUUCUUUGUAAAUGAAGGAAGCCUAUUUGGUUUGUUUCAUAAUUCAAAGUUAAGUUCUAAUUUCGUAGUUGAUCUUCCUUCCUGUUGCUUUAGCUAUGACAAAAGUAUGUGGUGAAUUUUCGACUUGAUUGAGAUGUACUCUGGUAUGGAAUUUUCAGUCAACUUUCUUUGGUUGGAGGGAAGAUUAAGGAAAAACAAGGAUAUUGUAUUUUGACUAUUUUCUAUUUUUUUAUUUACUAUUAUAAUAACUGAAACUGACCACAAUCUUAAUUUGAAUGAAGAUAUUGGCUUGAGUUCGUAAUUUUUUAUUCGGAUUGUAUUGUUUUGACGAAGAUGCUUCAAUGAUUGUACCUUUAACUUACCCGAUUUUCGUUCGGUCUUUCUUCUUUUAUGUUUUUUACGUUUGGCCCAUUGUGAUUGAUCAGUAAUUUCUUAGUUAGAAAAUUUUAAUUGAUGCAUAUCUACUCAGUGACUAAUAUAUGGCAGACGCUAUUAAAAUGCCUCAAGAAAUUUAAUAGCUGCUCUUUCUUUCUAGGACCUUCUUUCUGGUUCUGGUCCUUUAUUUUGCUGUUCUAUUCCACAUUCUAAUCUUUAUCAAGAUAUGGAAUGUGAGUAUAAACGUCUUCUGCUUGAAUGUUCCAUUACCUUGCAGGCUUCUCCCGUGUGGGAUCCAAAGAGUCGAUCAUGCCUCUGCAGUCUAUUUGUUGUAGCUGCUUUAUUUUGUGGUGCUUACUUCAUUAGUAGUGGAUUUAUUGCUAAGGAAUACAAAGAUAGAUUAUCAAGGUGGGAGGUGAUUAAUAUGCUUCAGAAUUCAAAAUUCAAUGUGUGCAAGAUUCGAUGCAGACCUCCUGGAACUGAGGCAUUACCUCAAGGAAUAGUGGUCAAAAUGUCAAACUUGGAAAUGCGACCUUUAUGGAGUGAUGCUGUGAAAAAUGGCAAUCCAGAGCCAUCUGCAAACUUGUUAGCCAUCGCUGUUGGAAUAAAGCAAAAGGAAAUUGUGGAUCGAAUUGUUAAAAAGUUUCCUUCAAGAGAUUUUGUUGUGAUGCUUUUCCACUAUGAUGGUAUUGUGGAUGAAUGGAGAGAUUUGGAAUGGAGUGACCGUGCCAUACAUGUGUCUGCAGUGAAUCAAACAAAAUGGUGGUUUGCCAAACGUUUCUUGCAUCCAGACAUAGUUGCUGAAUACAAGUAUAUAUUCCUCUGGGAUGAGGACCUUGGAGUAGAUAACUUUGAUCCAAGGCAAUAUUUGUCGAUUAUUGAAGAUGAGGGACUAGAGAUAUCACAACCAGCACUUGAUCCUGAUAAGUCAGAGGUCCAUCAUCAAAUCACAGCACGCAGAAAGAAUUCAAGAUUGCACAGAAGGAUAUACAAGUUUAAAGGCAGUGGAAGGUGUGAUGCUCGCAGCACUGCUCCUCCAUGUAUCGGUUGGGUGGAAAUGAUGGCCCCUGUAUUCUCAAGAGCUGCCUGGCGCUGUGCGUGGCAUAUGAUCCAGAAUGAUUUGAUCCAUGCUUGGGGCCUUGAUAUGCAGCUUGGUUAUUGUGCACAAGGUGAUCGUAUGAAAAAUGUUGGUGUGAUUGAUGCUCAGUACAUAGUUCAUUUGGGACUUCCUACACUUGGUAUUAUGGCUGAAAAUGAGUUAAAUUCUACACAAGUUAAUAUUACUCAGAGGGAGCACUUCUCUAAAUCAGAAGCGAUGGCACCAUCUGAAUCCCAUAAAGUUGACAAUAGACCCGAAGUAAGAAGACAGUCCUUCAUUGAAAUGCAAAUUUUCCGAAAAAGAUGGGAAAAUGCUGUGAAGGAGGACAGAUGUUGGGUUGAUCCAUACCAGCAAUCAGUUAACAAAAGCACUCGCUGAUUUAUUCAUUGGGCCUUUGUCAAUACUUAGCCCCUUUCAUACACAUCCAUGUCAUUUUUUUUUUCUCCGAGGUGAAGGAUUGUGAAUGUUUGAGAGACAACUUUGUUCAGAGAUAAAGCUUCAUUAUAUGAAAUCACUGACUUUGGAACCAUAGCAACUAAAGGAGCAAGUAAAGGAGCUUUUUUUUUGUUAUUCGAUUCCAGAGAUCAUCCAUUGAGGUUUUUUUUUCUUUUUCAAUGUGUAAUAGAUCAUUGAUGCUUGUAAUCUUGGUUUUGAUUGUUAUUCAUUAUUAUUCAUUUAAUGACAAUGUAAAUAUGUUUGUUGUUGCGCAAUAUUGUAAUGUUUCGUCAUAUGAUACAUCACUGCCGGUUACUCAAUUAGCCCUCUAUCUCUGUUUCUCUCUC